CCUUUAUUCUUAAGCUGGCGUGAGGGCAGGCGGGCAGUUCAACAGGGGGAAAGCCAAGCCCAGAACUGCCAUGACCAGGUCCGGCCAGUAUGUGGUGGCGGGCACACAAGAGGACCCCCCGGCCAAGACAGCGUCUACUGGGAAUUUGCCGUCUUCGAGCUCGUCCUCCGAGGAAGCCAUGCAGUUGAAGAAGGAGAUCUCGCUACUCAACGGCGUCUGUCUGAUCGUGGGCAACAUGAUCGGCUCGGGCAUCUUCGUCUCGCCCAAGGGGGUCUUGUCCUACAGCGCCUCUUACGGACUCUCCCUCGUCAUCUGGGCCAUCGGGGGUCUCUUCUCCGUCUUCGGGGCCCUCUGCUAUGCCGAGCUGGGCACCACCAUCAAAAAGUCGGGGGCCAGCUACGCCUACAUCUUGGAGGCCUUCGGCCAGCUGCCAGCCUUCAUCCGCCUUUGGACCUCCCUGCUCAUCAUCGAGCCCACCAGCCAAGCGGUCAUCGCCAUCACUUUCGCCAACUACUUGGUCCAGCCGUUUUUCCCGUCCUGUGAGGCGCCGUACCUGGCUGGACGUCUCCUGGCUGCUGUCUGCAUCU
Messenger RNA from Thamnophis sirtalis, 587 nucleotides. NCBI's taxonomy places the organism in Eukaryota, Metazoa, Chordata, Lepidosauria, Squamata, Natricidae. The record is from RefSeq and is a predicted model, not a curated record.